Malania oleifera is the source of this 1088-nucleotide messenger RNA. RefSeq lists its product as uncharacterized. The transcript has 6 exons. The record is from RefSeq and is a predicted model, not a curated record. NCBI's taxonomy places the organism in Eukaryota, Viridiplantae, Streptophyta, Magnoliopsida, Santalales, Ximeniaceae. Bases 129 to 866 code for a protein of 245 amino acids.
UUCUGAACGGCGGAGCAUCAGCUCACUCCUCUCCCCCCGAAAAUGUCGAACUCCGACGACCAAACCCCGGGCUCUGAAUCUCCUCAGCAAAGCCCAGAUCGGCACAGCGACCAAGCUCGAGAUCAGCAAUGGGAGGCCGCCGUUCGAUCCUGGCUCUCGGCGCUGCCCGAGGGGCGCGCCUUGUCCGCGGCCGAGGUCGAGGCUUGGGUCGCCUCGAACCACGCCUCUCUACCGGAGGAUCUCAGAUCGUUGCCGCCGUCGCAGCUCUGCGAUCGCUUCCUUUCGAUUCAAGAUUCUAUGGGACUGCUCAAUCAGAUUUGAUCUCAAAUGGACAGUCGAAGCCCCGAGUCUUAGCAACUACGUGGGAGAGCCUCAAAUUUAGCACUCGAGCAACUCUUUUGACAAUAUUAGAAACAGAUACUAAUCAAGCCGAUUUUUCACAUGCGCGUUUUCAACGCACUGAUCAAUGGAUUCCAGUUUAUUCUUGGUUAGAAUCAUUGGAUAAAGAUGAGGUUGUUAAAUCUAAAGAAAUUUCUGACUGGCUGUCUGACAACCCGAAGAUCAGAGAACAGUUAUGCUUGAGACAUUCUCGUUAUCAUUUGAUGCAUUAUAUUAAAAAAUGCCAUCUUAAAAUACUGAAGAGAAGAGAUAAGAAGAAGGAGCCGCAACACUCCAACAAAACUACCCCUGUAAAGGUUCAGAAACCUGGUGUGGUCAAACAACCAGUUAUUCAGCCAUGCAAUGCUGUCAACAACCUUCCCAAAGAUAGUGACAUUUAUCUUGCGAAACGUAAUGAAGCUUUACACAAAUAUGAGAUUUUGGUGGAGUUGGAGGAGCAGCUUUCUACCAUAUUCGCAAAGCAGUAAAUAUGACAGUUCAAAGGUGUUGAAAUUUCAGAAGACCACUCGAAUACAUGUUGUUGAACUGUGAACUGCAGAGCCCUGCUCCUGUACAUAGACAAACUGUCACAGGCUCUCUCUCUCUCUCUCUCUCUCUCUUUCUCUCUCUCUCACACACACACACAUGCACGCACACAGAGUAACUGAUGAAUUUCAUGCAGUGAUAUUAUUGUUAUCCCUUUUCCUUCA